Hyalella azteca is the source of this 13152-nucleotide messenger RNA. RefSeq lists its product as uncharacterized. The record is from RefSeq and is a predicted model, not a curated record. Gene Ontology annotation, molecular function: spectrin binding; microtubule minus-end binding; calmodulin binding. Gene Ontology annotation, cellular component: microtubule minus-end. Gene Ontology annotation, biological process: neuron projection development; cytoplasmic microtubule organization; negative regulation of microtubule depolymerization. Lineage: Eukaryota; Metazoa; Arthropoda; Malacostraca; Amphipoda; Hyalellidae. The coding region runs from base 134 to 10432 and encodes 3432 amino acids. The transcript is spliced from 26 exons.
CCUUCAGGAGUCAACGGAGUCAUCUGAAUUAGAUGUGCAAAGACGUUCUGUCAAUCAAUCGGAGAAUAUUUCUGAUGAGAGAGCUGCCACUGUUGACCAUAACAGGACAAUUGCGAGCGAUGAUUCAUCGGCAAUGAAGUCACUUCACUCAAACGAAAAUGACGACAGGUGCAGUUCAAACAGCACCAACGAUAUACGCAAUGGCUCCUCGAAAAAUACACCUAAUGAAACUACUAUGAUGAAAAAACAAGCCGAAACGACUGAUUUUCGGAACUCUAGGAGCACUAAAGAGGCUGGUUCUAAAAAAAGUAACGCUGAAAUGACAUUUUCGAAGAAGUCCGGUGCUGAUCCGAUUCAUGCAGAGAAUUUUCGAGCUAAAACGAAUGAUGCAAAUAAUUUUCGUCGAAUGAAUGUCAUAAAGGAUUCAAGUGCUGAAACAAAUGUUACAAGUAAUUCCAGUGACAACAGGCUUCCUAUGAAUAAUUUUGACGAAGUUGCAGACAGUAUCCCAGAAAAACUCGAGAGAGACAGCUUAAGUUCAGGUGGAGCAGACAGGAGCAGCUGUUCCUCGGACGACCCUCAGGACUCUGCACACCCGCUAGACCGACUUGACCCACAGGAUCCGAGGUCUGCGCUGCCGCCAGACCGGCAUGACCCACUUACCGAAGGCUCCGCAACAGCAGCAUCGGUCAAUCCCGCCCUCCCUGCAGCGGCCAAGCAAGCGGUCGGUGGCAAAUGCCUCAAGGAGGUGGCACUUGGCGCGGCGUCUGGCACUGAAGAAGAACACAAAGAAAAAAACCAUGCAUCUGAGUCUUCGCUUAUGCCUCAAACACAUGCCCAUGCGCGCGCUUCUGCCUCUUACUCUACUAGCUCAUCUGACAGUCAAACUUCAGUAGUGUCUCAAGAAACACUCAAUAUAACCUCGGAUGAAUCUGUCCGUAAAAACAAUGUGUCUGUUUGCUCUGAACAUAGACCACUGGCUUCACGUUCAAGUGACAGCUCAUAUGCUCCUAGAACGCAACUGAAGAAAUUUUUCUCGGGCUUGGCCGUACUGGGGCUCAAACGAUUCUCCUCUAAAGAAGUUUCCAAAAAUGGAAACGUUGGUGCAGUCAUAGAAGAGAACAGAAAAGAGAUUGCGACCGAAAACGAUUCUAAUGGCACGGGGCGUGAUUCUGUACUUUGCGAUUCGACGUUGUCAGAUGUCGUGGUGGGUUGUCAGGUGUCUAGCGCUGAUAACAAAGAAAGCCACACGAUUGUAGCCGAGAAAGUCAACGGACCCGCGUCCAUUGUGUCGGAAGUUGGCCAUUAUGAAGUGCCGCCAGUGUCAGCUACCAUGACCAGUCUUGAUUCCGAAUCUGACAGCAUCACGAGCUUGGAGAGUGUAAUUUUCAAAGGCGCUGGUGCGUCAGGCGCAGAUGUUAGCUCACCUGCUAAAAAAGCCACGAGUAAGCGGGAUAAGUAUGUCGUUAACCAUGGUCAUGAGAGCGACACCAGCGAUUUUGGUAAAUCAGCAAGUGUAAGCACAGCCUUGAAUAUUGAUUCAGACACUUCUUGGGACUACAUUCGUGCAGAACAAAGCAAUUUGCCCGCACAACGUAUCUUUUCUUCUACUGCUACCCUGAGUCUUACUGGCGAGUCUAUCUGUGGUAGUACGGAGUCAAUUGGUCCCCGCGUCAUUGGCAACUUGAGGCGUAGAAAGAACGAUGCUUGUGUUGUAAAGUCUAUUCCUGCUAACAUAGAACAGUUUUUUAGUGAAUUGAAAUGUCAUGAAGGCCUGCAGGAGAGUGAUGGUACAGUAGACGACGGGCAACUUGAUGCUUUUUUAUGUCCCGACAACCUUCCUUCAUUCGAUUCUGACAGCGAUAACAAGAACAAGUACGACGUCAACACUUUAAACACGAACAGUUCGAACUCAUCUGCUCCGGCGGUGCUGCUUCUCAAACAUCACGCUUUUACUAGCUUCGAGUCUCUAGCUUCGCGCCGGAAUGAAACUCAGGAUAGCAAGGAUACGAAAAAUCCUUCUAAUGCCGACGUUGAGAGGCCCACGGAGCUGCAGAUAUAUGGCUCACGUAACGGGGAAUUACUUUACGGGGCACGGAACUCGCUUGUAUUCCAAACCAUGCACGGGGCUUACGUGACACGUGAUCCUCCUGCCAGUCAUCUGUCAACUCCUCUAAUUAUUCGUAAAGGCAAAGCUAUCGAACUUACUGAGGAAAUGUUCAAAGCUGCUCAUGACUCAAUUAAUACUGAAGUUAAACCACGUGUUCAAGAUGAUGAUACAAAAGUGGGGGAGAACGAUGACCCUCCGGUCUCGAAAUCAAAUAAUAUUGACUCUGUUGAAAGUUUAAGUGACGAAUCUCGUGAAACACAAGAGAAAUCCAUUGAAAGUCAAGCUGAGUCAUCAGUUCUGAUUCCUGCCGUCCAGCCGUCUCCCAUUACUGACGAGAAUUCAUUGAAUUCUGAAGUUGUUGACUCUGUCAUGCGUACAUCUGAAUCGGUUGAAAAAUUUAAAAGGGUUCAAAAAGUUGGAGUAGCCGUAAUGGGCGAGAAAAAUAACGACAUGAUGAUCCGCGAAUUGAAAUUGAAAUUGCGACGAAAGUUUGUUGCAGGCGAAUGUGAUGAGAUCGAUUCACCAGACGACAACACUUCCAUGAUGAACCUUGUAGACCAACCUCCUGGCGACGACGGAAAGAGUUCAAUUGCCUCCAAGAGGGAACAGCUUGCUCCUCACAUGAGCAGGAUAUUCGGAUCCUUUCACGAAAAAUGCCGGCAGUCAUUAAACAUUCCUCCAAUCGAAAAUAACUUGAAAACACGCAACACUAAUGAAAUCGAAACAAGAAGCAACGCCUCGAGUGGAGACAAAAACUUGGAAAUGAAAACUAAGGUGUCUUGCAGCGGCAAAAAAGCAAGCGAUAAAGAACGCGAGUCCAUAGAAAUACGGGGCAGCGAUGGCACACUUGAGCAACUCUGGCUGCCCACACCCGACUACACUCCGCUUUCUACGUUGCCGCGUGUUCCUGUCGUUGAGAUGGAUGUCAUCAGUAAGCCGAUGCCGACCAUGAACGUCGACGACCUGGAGAGCGUUGAUCAAGUGAUGAAUUUUGAGCAGCGUGUGCCCACACCUGAUUACGACUGCACUCCCACGCCAUGUCCGGAGUGCGACGAUGAGUCUUUUUGUUCAUCGCAACCUCCUGGUGAGAAAUCCUGCGUUCAGGCUAACGCACUGCCAAAGAGAUCCGUUCGUUUUGACUUGGUGAAGCAUAUGGAGGAAGUGUCGCCGACCUGGUCUGACAUGGAGAGCGUUAUAUUUGCUGAGGACCGGUCUUUCGGAUCACUUUUGGUGGACGGAGUUCAUAAGAACCUUCAGCUAGCUGAGAACAGCGGAGGUCGCAUGGACUCCUAUCAAGACUGCCUCUUGUGGGAUCAAAUGGCCAAGAUGAGACGCAGCCGCAUGCCUGAAGACAGAGAGAGAUGGAAGACGGAGAAAACAAAGCGUAUGCUACUCUGGAUUCACAUGUCCACUAAUGACGAGAAAACCCAGAGGUGCUACAGAAGCUUUUGGUGGAAGGCGAAGCAGCGCGCAUCGGUGAUGUGGAUUGUCCAGAAAGCGAACAAGAACAAAGUGCCUGCAGAAUACCAAGACCCUUAUUACCGGGACCAUGAAGGUCGGGAGCACCUGAAGCCUGGCAUCAUAGCUCAACUGGCCAACGCAGAUCUCUACUGCUCGGCGCUGGCCAACAUUUAUGGCGACCCUCACUUCUUCAGCCUCAGCCACUGGAAGGUGAUCCAGGCGCUUGCCAGGAAGGGCGUGUAUGUCGCCGAGCCCACGGAUGUCGCGCUCAAUGAGACCAUCCUACUGCAGGACUCCCCUCUCAAGAUGUCGGCGCAUCUGGCGGUGAUAGAGGCGAUGAUGGCGCUGUACAUCCGUGAGGUGGUGGUGGCAGAACGCGUCGUGGCGACGCUGCAGAAGAUCUCAGGACCUAACAGCACGCACGCCGCCCCACAGGACCAGGAGGAGGCCCUCGUGCUGUGGGUGGCUAAGGUCACCAGCGCCCUGCAGGAGAGGAUAGCCGCUCAAGUUACCGACGACGGACAGCAGUUGCCGGAGUUCCCCCGUAUCCAGGACCUGAGCGACCUGAGCGACGGCAUAGGACUAGCUGCGCUCAUCUCGUACUACUGUCCGCACGAGCUGCCCUGGGGCGAUAUAGCCGUCGCUGACCCCCCCUCCAUGGCUGACUCCCUCUAUAAUAUUGGACUAGUUAUUAAGUUCUGUCAUGAGGCGCUGCCUUACAACCCAUGCCUCCUUACUAAAGAAGAUAUCGUCUACAUGCACAGUAGUGUGAAGCAGAACGUGCUGGCGUUCGUGACGGAGUUGUUCUUCCUCCUGGAGCUGCAGCCCGUGGCCUGUGUCGUCACCAACACGCGGAGACCUUCCAGCAAAUACGCCUCUCCGUCUGGUCCUUCUUCGGCCCGCUCUACUGGGUCCUCGAUGGCUUCAUCUUCUUCAUACUCGGGCCAAUCUUCUUCGGGACACAGAAAGGCGGGCCACAAACGUUCUGGGUCCUACACUCAGACUUAUAGAGGCGGUAGCCCCGUAGACACUCGGUCUGAAGGAGGACGCCCGCGCAGCAGCGAAGCGCCGCCUGCAACAAGCGUGGGCUGGGAGAGCUCCUAUCCUUCUUGGUGGUGGAAAUGUGACCAUCCUGAGAACGAUAAAGAUUGCAUGUACUGUUGGAAGCGCCAUACCUCUCGCCCGUUUGUGUCUCAGUACAACUUUUACGCCAACAAUCAGCACGGGAAACGAGACGGUUCACACACUCCCGUGUCUGUGGACGGGCGCGAACUGCCUCCACUAACGCACAACUCGCUACAGCAGCGACCUGCAGGAGGAGGUGGAGGUGGAGGCCGGCCUUACGGUCAAUAUCCUCAAGGAAUUAGCUACACAUUGCCCGCUAGAUCAGAGUCUAGUCGCAGUGUGAGCCACGUUCAUAGCUCAUCUAGAUCACGGAAGCCUAUCCAUCACCCGCCGGCUGGCUACCGCAACAGCCACCCUGGGUUCUCUGUAGGUGGCUAUGACCCUGAGUACCUGCAGUACCAGCAUCACACCAGCCACUAUGGUGACGGCCAGACCAACGGCUACCAGGGCAUGCGACCGGCCGGCGCUCCGAGCGUGCGUCGGAGUCACUCCAUGACGCUCCACGACAUGGCCAACGAGUCUGGCGGUGGCGUGGCUGUCGGCAGAAGUCGGCUGCUCGACAACACGCAACACGACAACGUCGGCUCCAGUCAUAGCGAUUAUGGCGGCCGGGAGAGUUCGAUGAGUGAUGGUCCGGACGGCGAGUUCGUGGUGCAGAGAGCUCGCGGCGUGUCGACGCUAAGCGACAUGAUCAGAAGUAACCGCGACAUGGACGCUCAUCACCGCGACCGUGGAGGUGGAGGUGUUGCUGCUGGUGACAGCCACGAGGCUUCCAACUGGUACGAGGCACGAAACAGACGUCAAGACGACGACACGCGCUCUCGUAUCAGUCAGGAGGACGAUGACAUCAAGAUGUACCGGAGAGACAGCCAGUAUGGGUCCAUACAAGACCUCCAGCAGACUGAGAAGCUGCCUCCCGCCGGUAUGCCCUCGAGAUUCGAGAAUAGACCUCAGGGGCGGUCGAGAUCACGAAGGAACUCCAUCAGUGCUGAGGAGUCUCAGCUCACUGUUGAGAAUUUCGGUGGUAGCCAAGAUAAUCUCAAUGACUACAUCACUAGAAACAACGACAAAGAACCUGCACACAUUGGUAGAAGGGAUAGCAAUCCUCGACAAACGCCGCACCAGAUCGACAACAGAGUCCUAGACAAGUUAGAAAGAGAAGCUAUAGAGCGGGAGAAACGGGAGUUUAUGUUUGGUAGUAAGAACGCAUUUUUUACCGAAGAUCCACCAUCCUACGAACCUCCUGUCCCGCCCAAGUCUCAGAAGCAGAAGCAGCCUGACUCGUGCAGUGAAGAUAGCGACAUAUCCUCUGACAAGGAGAAGCUCUCAAAAGCCACCAGCUUUGCUGAGCUAAGUAAAGUCAAGGAACAAGGUAGCAACAUUAACGUCAGCUACAUGGCGGGCGAGGAAAAAAGAAAUGAUCUCAGAAAUAACGACAAGAAAACCUCUUUCGCUGCGUUACCAAACCAAACAACGUGGAAGCAGCAAAUUGUACAGAGUCAACCGAAUGACAAAAAUAAUGGAGAUGGCAACAUGGAGCCACAAGUGAUGGAACCUGAGCUGCAUAACGUCCUCCUCAAGCUCGAGGAGAAGCGGCGGCAAAUCGAGAGCGAGAAACGCAAAGCCGAAGUCAAGUUCACCAAACAGCGACAAAAGAUGGGCAAGGAGGCUUUCAUGCAGGCCGUCCUCCAAGGGGCCCGGGCUGGGUCCAGCAGUACAGGCACCUCGACACCCAACACGACAUGCACCACCAACACCUCAGAGCCUGACCAGCAGCAGCUGGACCAGCUUCUGCUGGACUCGCUCAUGGUGCUGGAUGAGGCACGGCUUAUACAAGACUCCAGCUCGGCCGCCCUUGGGCCCGGCGACGCCAAAAGCAAUGAUAAUCUCGCCCCAUCCUUGCCAAGCCUCGGGGCGUCGUCCAGAAACAAUCUUCAGUUGUCGCUUAAGGAGCUGGGCAGUGACGUGGCUGAGGUGUCGAGGAAGUGGCUGGAGGCAGGCGGGGACGCUGGGCAGCGCUCGCCCAACGUCGACAACGCAGACUACGAACAAUACCAACAGGACGCCGACGAUAAAACUCUCGUGACGCUUCGUCGCCGUGAGAGCAUCGGUCUGGACCUCGCAGGAGCUCCCUUCCUCUCCCGCCCGUCAAUGAGAGAAGUCGACCCCAGGCGCUUCAGCCUCUACCUUCCUCCUACGCAUGCCAAUUUUCCUGCUACUCCUACCCAUCCUUCUUCGGCUUCUUCCACACCUACUGCUGUUCCCCCUUACUCUUGUUCGCGGUUGUCCUCGUACGGCGGCGCUUAUAUGUCCCCCCAGUACCGACGUUUUCCUCCCAUUAGGUCGCAGCUCCCUCACUCGAGCUCCUCUGAUGUAGCGCCUGCUCACUACCACGACAGGAUGAGCGAUUCCCUGAGUGAGAUACAAGGCGACAUCCAGAGACUGUCCUCCCAGCAGCAGCAAAUCCAGGGGCUCAUCAGGAAUGGACAGAAUCAGCAGUUCUACCUUCAUGACCAGUCGCCCAGCGGGAGCGGACGACGGAUGUGGGGUGACGCUGGCCCCGGUAUGGGGGGCGGUGACCCCUACAACUCACCUUCAUCACGACGAGCUCAGUGGGGCCCUGUCAGGCCGCCUCAUGAUUACUACCAACAUCCUGGAUACUACGGCCCUCCUGGCGGCUACCAGCCUCUGCCCUCCCUACAUCCCCAACAAGGGGGCUACGUGCUCCACCACUCACUGCCUCCACAGCAGGGGGCACCUCACCCCAUGUAUCCUCAGCAGAACGGGCAGCAGCAGCAGCCCUACUACGGGUCCCCCAUGGGGCCUCAUGAUCCUCAGUACAGGGGAGGAUAUCCUCCUCACCAGUACCCUCCACAACAAGAUGGACGAGCCCCGAGUGGACCGGCGCCAUUCCGCCUGCACAGCGACGCUCCUGACGACGGCAGCUCCCGCGGCCCCGCCAGCCUGCGCUCCAGUGCCCAGAACUCGCCCAGCCGUCAGCCUGGGCAGCACCUCAACUACAACUACCCUCAGCAGUCCUACCCUAACCAUGGCGGUCCAUACAGUCCUCAGUAUAAUCAAUCUCAGUCGCCAUAUGCUUAUACCAACAGCCAUCAACCCCAGCAAAACCGCCAGUCAGUUAGUCCAGGCCGCAGUGUCAAGCCUGAUAUGAAUUCUGUGUUGCAUGCCCCUGUGGCGGCGCCCCCUCCUGACGACAUGGAGCCCCAGAACGUUUCGUUUAUCGACACCUCGCAGAGCGGCAAUGCCAGCGAAAGAACGAGCCAAGAUCGCGAGAGUGCGAGCCAGGAUCGCGAGAGACCAUCAAGCCUGCCCCAGAACCAGCGUCCAUCCCAUAGCAACAACAGAAGUCGCGCGGGACGCCCUGAAGAUGACGAUGAAAGCCCCACGACGGAGCGACUGAAGCGCUUAUCUAUCGGCUCCGGUAGCCGCACCUACCGCAUCCUGGGUGAUGGGUCAUCCCCCACACGCCCCGCCGUCGGCACGAAGACCUUCCGCGUGCCGACCAAGCGCGGCACGCCCGUCUACGAUGACUCGGAAAUACCGCAACCCAACGCACACCAACGCUCGCUGUCGCCGCCGUAUCAGCCCGAGAAAGAUGAUGCCGGAACAAGUAAUGACGAACUCAUGGCGGACAUCAAAUCGGAACCGCUAAACGACAACGUCACACCCGAAAAAGGAUUCUACAUUUCGUUUGACGGCGACGGACCUACGAAACGCAAACCUUUGCUUAGACCCAAGAAAUUCACGAGAAAGUCUUCCACUCCUGCCACCCCGGCGCCCACGCCCUGCAACGAGGACUUUACAGUCAUGACGGAUAACGCUCCUCUGCGCAACUCGCGCUCCAACGCCUCCCUGGACCUCCUCACCCCCAGCUCUUACCGCCGCCCCUCCUCGACCUUUUCUCCCACCUCUCCUACCUCGCCUUCAGGGCCCUAUUCCUCCAGCCUCACCCGCUCACCCUUCUCCCCCUCCCUCCGCUCGCUGAACAGUAGCGCUUCCCCACGGGCGAAUGGGUUCCCUUUUAGUAAGGGGAGUGGUGGGGAGGAGGUGAGUGCUGACAGCACAGGGGAAAGCUGCGGCGAAGAUCUCCCUGUAACUCAAGUCUUCAAGGGCUCCUCCACAGCGCUAGUGAUCGGCGAUGAAGCCAUUAAUGAGGAGUCUACGUUCUCUGACAUGGAGCGCAAGAAGCAGCGUCUGAUGAUCAUGUCGAUGCAGCGCAAGCAGCAGCAGGAGGAGAUCAAGCGAGCCAAGGAGCUGGAGGCCGAGCAGCGGCGGGAGCACGAGAAGACCGUCGAGGAAAUGAAGAUGAGGAAGAAAGAAGAGGAAAAGCAGCGUCGCGAAAUGAUAUUAGAAAGACACAGAAUCAAGAAAGCCAUCGAAGAAGCGGAGAAAGAGGGCACAUACUACCAGCCCCCUGCAUGGUACGUCAUGGAGCAAGCCAACAGCCAACCAUCUCGAGCUGCGACCGUCAGAAUGCGCAGCAAACCUGGCGGUGGAGGGCGCCCGCGGCCCAAGACCAUGUAUGAGGGCGACGUCGCUGACGGAGAGAAGGGAGCACUGGGUGCUGCUAAGAGAACUAGGGGCAGCACUCAGAACGUGGCCGCCGCACCUGCCGAGUCUGGCGGUAUUCAUAAGAGUAGCGGACGAUGGGGUUCAUCUCACUCGCUGUCCCGCGCUGCUGGACCUCGCGGAUCUACAAACAGCCUCAGCGGAGAUUACGGAAGCAGCAGCAGCAGCCGCACGCUAGAGCGCCGUGGUGGAGCUCGCCGACCUACCAGUGUCGUGGGANUUAACUUUAUAAAUAAUUCCCUUCAACGUCACCAGUCUGCCAAGUCUCUAUACGGGUCACGUAGCAACCUGCCUCGCAACACUGACGAGGAGUCAUCCCAAUACCGAGUGCAUUCCGCCGCCCGCCGUCCGGGUAUGAACACCGAAGGUGGUGGUUCAAAUCUGCGUCGGCCGUCCGGUCCGUCUUACAGGGGUGCGGGUGGUGGGUCCAGGAGGUAUCGCUCUACCGGCAACCUCAGUGGCGCCAGCGAGCACGACAGCCUCGUGUACGGCAUGAGUGAAGACAGCGGCCUGGGUCGCGCUACGCCGCCUCGCCGCGCCGCGUCCCCUGGCAUGGGAGUGGGGGCUGGGGGAGGAUCUACCCGCCACUUGCCGUCCCCCUCACAACCAGGCUCCCUGCCCCCCGGCCUCAUCACGCGUAGGAGACCAACUCUGGGUGGUGGCUUUGAUGACGCUGCCAGUGAUAUAUCUACCACCAGCUCCACCAUGGACUUCACCGGCCCAAGGUUAUUCAAGCAGCCGACGUCGAAGAGCAACAGAAGCAUCGUGCUAAACGCUGUCGAGUUCUGCGUGUUCCCUGGCGCGGUCAACCAGAACAGCAAGCAUCGCGUCUUGGAGGAAAUCGCGCGCUCGGAAGCCAAGCAUUUCCUCUUUCUGUUCCGUGAUGCUGGCUGCCAGUUUAGAGGACUUUACUCCUAUAAUCCUGAGACGGAAGAGGUCGACAAACUCCAUGGCACCGGCCCCAAGAGAGUGACUGACAACAUGUUCGACAAAUUUUUCAAGUAUAAUUCGGGCGCUAAGAACUUCUCUCCUGUGCACACGAAGCAUUUGACGGCCACCAUCGAUGCCUUCACCAUCCAGAACUCCUUAUGGCAGGGCAAGCGCGUCAGUGUCGUUGCCAAGAAAGACUACGCUCUGGUCAUAUAAUAAUACCCAGCUCUCGGUUGUAGGAUAAUAGUGCCGGAGUGAAUGUCUUAGUAAGAGGCCUCACCUAGAUCGUGGUCUAUUUAAGGACUUUAGAGAAGUUUUAUCAAACUACUUUCACGUUCCAGGGAUGGUCUAUAAUUCCAGGGUGCCUCCACAGCAACAUCAACAAUGAUGUCGUUGAGUAGGAAAGAUCAUUAAUUGCUUAGCCUUAUAUUUCGUUAUCGAUGAAAUCCAGAUCAAAAAGAAGAAAUGGAACAUUAAUUUUUCACGCGCCUCAGCCUGUUUUUCACAAAAAAUUUCGUCGUCCAACGUUUUGGGUUUUCAUCAAUUUCAUCAAAGAUUAAAUGAUUACUAUUAAGGUAUUUUUAAGCUAUCGUCGAGUAUUUCAUGAUAUGUACUGAACUAACACGACGCUCUGAGCGUCUAGCUGGACCUGAUAAGAGAAGGUUGGUUGUGGCACGGACUCCGACAGUCGCUGUCACAGUACUAAUUAGAAUUGGGUGCCGCGUUCUGCUGCUUUUAACUUCACUUAUUAUAAUACUUGUGAUCAAGAUGAACAUUACAUGUGAUAAGUAACUUAAGGUAAAAUGCCUAUGUGCUCUGAUUGAUUAUGCUGGAUGUGACGUCGGCAUGUGAAUCGUCGCUGACCAAUUUCGACAAAAGUCAAUUCCCUGCGCUGUCAAUUUUUGAUUAAUUUUUGUAUUCAUGUUCGAUCGCAUUUCGAGUUGAAUGAUGUGAAACACUAAUUGGUGUUGCUGGGUAUUUAGUUCGAAUAAUUCUAUCCUGUUCGUUGUAGGUUUUGCAUUGUAUGUGUAUAUUUUAUUUGUGAUGACUUUUUAUUGCCAUUCCAGUGGAAAACAUUCUAUCAAGUCUAUGAGAUUAUUUUUUUUUCGAUCACACUCGAGAGUCAUUUUUUGCAGACGCACAAUCUGUGCAUUUCCUUUCCUUAAAAUUUUAAACUGGCUCUCGUAGUCUCUCCGCCAAUUGAGUCAGUUUCAUUCCAUUCUCGGUGUAUAAAAUUUCUUCAAGCAAUCUUUUCCAUUCACCCAUUCAUUAUGAGUGUUGCCUGCUUCCUGCGCGUCUCGUUCAGUGAUAGUGAGCGUUUGUAUUUACUGCUCCUGUAUUUAUGAAAUGAAGUUCAUGAGUUCCAUUUAACUUGAAACAUAUUCCUUCACAUGGUCUUGCUGUGACAUCCACAAUUAUUCGUUUUAUUCUCAUUCAUGACACGGAGUUAACAGAAUCUCAUUAUAGCGCUAGUAUUUGUCAUGCUCAUGCACAUUUUUUUGUAUCCUACUGCUUGAAGCCUUCAGUUGAUAUCGGGAAUCGAACACCACGGUUUUUGUUGAGCAAGACACAUUGCAAAAGCGUUUGAUGUUUAUUAUCUACCGCUUAUAAGUUAGUCUAUCUCAUGAUUACUCUGAUUUGAAUGGCAGAUCUUUUAACCCCCAAUUAUCAAACGGUACCCCUGUUCAAGUUCUGAAAUAAUUUCCUUAGAUGAAUUACUUUAAUUUUUCUGAUAUUUUCUACGCCUUUCACGGAUGCUAAACCAGUUUAUGUUCAAUUCCGUCUGCAUCCGUACAAUUUCUCUGUUCACAUUCAGCGAAUUUGGCUUUGGAUAACUCCAUCUUCGUAGCCGUUCUCCGGCAAUAACAAGAUUUGACAACUGAAUGAAUCCUCGUGAAUUUUCUUCGAAUUUCUUAAUUCUUAUUGUUUAUUUGAAGCCAAGCAUGCGAAUUAUUUUUCGCUUUCUCUACUCAAUCGAUUCAUUCAUAGGUUGCCUCUUCACAAUUGGAAAGGUUCGAGGUUCGUAUGAAAUGUCAAGUGCUCUAGAAUUCAGGUGUUUUGUAUGUUUUUUGACGAUGUAAUUCAACGGAUUUCCAUAUCUUUCAAAUAGGAAUGCAAAUGUUUUCAAAUUAGCCCCGACUGUUUUUUGUUUGUCUUUUACUGUGCUCAAGAAAAAUUAACUUCCUCUCAUAAAAUUUCUAGUUAUGGUUCACAUUCCUAUUAGUGUCUGUAUUGACAUUAAUUAUGUUGCACUAACUCACUCAUUCAGAUCAAAGUUUGACCAUAAGUAACGAUGACGUGCCAACCUAACUUUGUGACCAGCGAUUCUAUCGUCAUCUUCAUUAAUUCCCUAGCGCCUUCUAUUCGUUAAGAGUUGACCGAUAAUUUCGCUUCAUAUACGAUGCACUAUGUUGAACAACUACCGCUCAGAUAUGCUACUCACGCUCGCUCCGACGAUGAGUAGAGAACGACGAAUAAUGACGAGGAAUUUGACGCCAUGGCCGAAUUUUUGACUCGUGCAGGUCUUCAUUAAUUGACGUGACCUCAAACAUUAUUCGUCGUCUUCGUAAUUAAGGAUUAACCGUUCUAAGAUUAUUAUUAUUAUCCUAAUGAUUAUAUGUAUUAAUUCUAACCAAGGUGCUUUAAUUCGCUCCUAACUGGCCGCCAACUUUGGUUACACACGCUGCGUUUCUCCCUAACUUUUAGCUUGUGUACAUUUGCUGUACAGAAACAAAGAUGAUUGAGAUGCGCCGCUGUGCACUGGACUGGACUAUUUUUAAAGGAAGAAUUAACGCUUGUGUGAGGCGUUGUGAUGAACCUCUGUAAAUAUUAUUGUUUUUAUAUUUAUUGUCCCCACCUUAAGCGAGAGUGGGGCUCAUGAUCACGGUCCAGUGUAUGCUUGUUAUCAGUUGUAAACAAAAGUCUUUUAUGAAGAA